CUAUUUAAUUAUAACAUUUUAGUUUUUCCUCCGCGUUAUUUUUGUUCCUUUAUUUAUAAUAUAUACAUGUUUUUGUCUCUUUACCACACCUCCACUACGGGCCGGCUUUGAUUAUUGAUUCCCCAUUCUGCAAAUGUUUGAACAACUGUUGCUACUUGGGUUUUGAAUUUGAAUCCAUUUCAGAGACUGCAUUUCCGUAUUUAUGAAAAAGGACACUUUGCUUUUGCGUUAUUUCGCAUAAACAGGUUAUUUGAUUUUAUUUUUGGGUAUUUGCCCUUUGGGGUACUAAGUUUUAGGUUCAUGCUAUGGGGAAAACUCCAGCAAAAUGGUUUAAGAACUUGCUUCUUGGGAAGAAAUCAUCAAAGUCUAAUCUUUCAAAAGGAAGAGAGGUACUGAAACCUUCAAAUAAAGGGGAACAGUUGGUGUCUUCUAAGUUGUCUGUCACGGAUGUAAAUGUGGCUGCUCCAGUUAUAUCAUCUCCACUGGUUGGAACUAUUGCCGGUAAUGAAGUGGGCUCAGAAAAUGAAGUUGCUGCCAAAUUACAAAAUGAUGAAGCAAUCAUAAUGAAUGUAAAAGAAGAUGGCUCUACAGAAGCUACCGUUUGUUCCGAGUCUCCUGAAGAUGCUGAGAAAAUCAAGCUAGAGAAAGCUGCGACAAAGGCGCAGGCUGCUUUUAGAGGUUAUGCGGCUCGUCGGGAAUUUCAAUCUUUUAAGGGCCUCAUAGUGCUGCAAGCACAUGUUCGUGGCCACUUGGUUAGAAGGCAAGCUGUAUCCACUUUAUGCUGUGUGAAGGGAAUUGUUAAGUUCCAGACACUAGUUCGGCACCACAAGGGUGCUAAAUAUUCAAAUACCAUUAUAGUUGGUGCAUCUAAUGAGGUCAGAAGGCUGUCCAAAAAUCCAUUUGUUUCCAAUCUUCUUGCUUCAUUGCCUACUGCGGUUCCCCUGCAUCUACAGUACGAUUCUGGAGAACCUAACUCUGCAACCCUAUGGCUUGAACGCUGGACCAGGUCCCGUUUUUGGGAACCCUUUUCAGAACAAAAGAAAAAAUCUGACUCAAAAUCACACAGGAAGCAUGAGAGCUCCCGAUCAACAGAAACUGAACAAGACAAGUCAAAAACAAGUGUACGUAGACUAUCUGGUGCAAAAGUUGAAAUUUUAUCAGUACGUUCUGCUUCAGAUUCUGAAAAGCGCAAUCGUAACCCAAGGAAAGUAUCCAGUCUCCCUUCAAAUUCUGUUCAAGAACAUUCACAAAAUGAGACUUGUAAAGUUAAGUUUAGUUUAAGAAAAGCUCCUGAUCCCACAAAGGAGCGUUCAGAUCAAUAUGAGGUUCAGAAUGCACAACUAAAACACAGAAUGAGAAAGCCCCUAGGUUCUACUGCUCCUGAUAUUUCAGAGCCGGAAGCUAGAGCUAGUGAUUCUGCUGAGAAGUUGAAAGAUAUUGAGGUGGCAGCACCAAACCAAUCUGAAUUUGGGGACUUGGAACUGCAUAAAUUUGAUAAUCCUGAUGAUAAGCUACAUUGCCAAUCUUCCAUUGGUUUGCAGCCAAUAGAGAUUAUUGGUAAAACUGAAGAUAUUCAAGAACUAAAUCAGCAGUUAAGCUGCAAGGAUGAUUGCAUAUGCAAUGAUAGCCAGAAAACACGUCAAAGAAGAGCUUCUUUGCCUGCAAAAUUUGACCCUCAAGAGAAUGUUGUACAUGACACACCAAAACUGCCAAGCUAUAUGGCUCCAACUGAAUCUGCAAAAGCUAGGCUGAGAGGACAAGGUUCGCCACGACUUUCACGGGAUGUGGUUGAGAAAAAUGCUUUAUUGAGACGGCAUUCUUUGUCUUCAUCCACCAAUAGCAUGCUGACUUCUCUCUCCCCAAGAGCACACAAGCUUGUUCAAGCAACAGGCAAAGGAGUGAUCAGAGGUGACAGAUCUUUGUCAUCUUCUAGAGAUGGUGAUAAGCUGAUUCAAGCUGAGUGGAGAAGGUGAUUUUCCACCGGAUACAUGGAAAGACAUCUGGAGUUGGGAAAAUUUUAACUAACUCAGCAAGUUUUUCAUAAUGUUGUCGUUUGUUUACAUGAAAAUUGGUUAAGUGGCAGUAACCUGCUUUCGGCAUGUCCAACUCGUUUUCUUAUUUUCUUGGCUUUUGUUUGUUUAGGUAGGUAACACUCAUAGGUUAGUGUUUGGACAGACAUCUUUAAGGCUUGAGCUGUAUAAUUUUCGUUGGUCAUCAAAAUGUUAUGUUUGCACAAAUCUGAGAGCUGAGAAGGCUUUAUUCUUUUACUA
Molecule: messenger RNA, 2270 nt
Organism: Humulus lupulus (European hop)
Lineage: Eukaryota; Viridiplantae; Streptophyta; Magnoliopsida; Rosales; Cannabaceae
Product: protein IQ-DOMAIN 29
Exons: 8
Coding region: 306-1973 (555 amino acids)
Molecular function (GO): protein binding
Source: RefSeq, a predicted model, not a curated record